This is a messenger RNA of Rana temporaria (common frog), 1311 nucleotides long. RefSeq names its product cytochrome c oxidase subunit 7A2, mitochondrial-like. NCBI's taxonomy places the organism in Eukaryota, Metazoa, Chordata, Amphibia, Anura, Ranidae. The transcript is spliced from 2 exons. Gene Ontology annotation, molecular function: alpha-(1->3)-fucosyltransferase activity. The record is from RefSeq and is a predicted model, not a curated record. Gene Ontology annotation, cellular component: membrane. The coding region runs from base 173 to 1264 and encodes 363 amino acids. Gene Ontology annotation, biological process: regulation of oxidative phosphorylation; mitochondrial respirasome assembly; mitochondrial electron transport, cytochrome c to oxygen.
ACAGGGCGACCUGGUAACUGACAGUUUCUGAAAGAAAGGAGUGUCCAUUUAUUGCUAAUAGCAGAGUGAAGGGGAUAUUCAAGUAAAACGAGAUUGUGUAUUGUCAACCAGAAGCUUACCCCUAUGCAACGUUUGACUUCUAUAGCAACAAGGUCUCACCAUCUGAACCAUAAUGAAUUUGGCUUGUCUCAACCAGAAAACCAUAAUAAUAUUUCUGUCGCUUCUUAUUCUGCUGUCCUUUUUCUGGAAUUUUGUGGAUAUAACUAGAAGAAAUGCAAUAUGUGCAGGAAAGACAGUGAUACAGGAAAAAUCGAUCCAGAAUAUAACAGAGAAAGAGGUCAUUCCCAAUCUGAAGAAAGAGAAAGAGGUUCUCAUCCUGAUUUGGCACUGGCCUUGGGGAUACACUUUCCCAUUAGACAGGUGCCACCAAGAUUUUGGUUUUCCUGGCUGCAAGAUGACAACAGACAGGAGUCUAUAUAGCGUUGCUGAUGGUGUUAUUAUACAUCAUGUGGAGAUAAUGUAUAACAAAAACCUAUUGCCUCAACAGCCACGACCUAUUUUCCAAUACUGGGUGUGGGCCAAUGUGGAGCCACCACUGAUUAUCAAAAACGUGGACAUGUUGGACAAUUUGUUCAACAUGACACUGACGUUUCGUCAGGAUUCCGAUGUUUUUGUCCCAUAUGGUCAGAUCGAAACACUAAAGGAGCCGCAAAGCUUUACAAUUCCCGAAAAAUCCAAACUAGUGGCCUGGGUGGUAAGCAAGUGGUAUCCAGGUGUCCGAAGAAGUGCUUAUUAUGAGGAACUAAAAGAAUAUAUUCCUAUUGAUAUUUAUGGGGCUAAACACACAAAGCUCAGCUGGGACAAUUUCCAUUCUACUAUAUCUCAGUACAAAUUUUACUUGGCCUUCGAAAAUUCUAAUUACAAGGAUUACAUUACUGAGAAAUUGUGGUCAAAUGCUUUUGGCUCCUGGGCUGUGCCAGUUGUGUUGGGUACUUCACGGGAAAACUAUGAACGUUUUAUCCCAGGCGAUGCCUUCAUUCAUGUCGAUGACUUUCCAAGUGCCAAGGAGCUGGCUGACUAUCUCCUUGAGUUAGACAAAGAUGACGAGAAGUACCACAAGUAUUUUAAUUGGAGGUCUCACUACCGUGUAAAUAUACUGAUUGAUUGGCAAUAUAGAUACUGUCAAGCUUGUGAAGUAAUAAGAAAAGCACCAAAAUACCAGAUCCUUCACAGUGUGGCCAAAUGGUUUAUGAAGGAAUUUUGAAGCUAGUUGCAGGGUCUAGUAUGAAAAAAAAUAAAAAAUGCCUGCAA